Molecule: messenger RNA, 1100 nt
Organism: Pyrus x bretschneideri (Chinese white pear)
Lineage: Eukaryota; Viridiplantae; Streptophyta; Magnoliopsida; Rosales; Rosaceae
Product: NEDD8-conjugating enzyme Ubc12
Exons: 6
Coding region: 311-862 (183 amino acids)
Biological process (GO): protein neddylation
Cellular component (GO): nucleus
Molecular function (GO): NEDD8 transferase activity
Source: RefSeq, a predicted model, not a curated record
ACGCGAAUAAUACUCUGUCAUCUGUAGCAGCGUAGACCCCAGAGAGACCAAUCAUCCAAACCUCCCCACAAAACCCCUAAACGACAUCGUCCCAUCCCAAAUCUGCCCCCCGCCCCCCUUCUCUCUCUCUCCGUACUUUCCCACUCAUCCACAAAGUCGUCUUCUCUGCAGCUUCUUCUUACCAGGUCAGCAUCUAUGCAUCCCAAUAAUACACUUUCUGUGUGUUUGUAUAUAUAGGUGUAUGUAUAUGUCGGCAAGUUUCUUUCUUUCGCUUUGCUAGAUUUUCCAGGAAAUCCGAUCAUCAGGAGAUAUGAUUAGGCUAUUCAAAGUAAAGGAGAAGCAAAGAGAACUUGCUGAAAAUGCGAAUGGAGCGUCACCUGUGAAGAAGCAAUCUGCUGGGGAAUUGCGUCUUCAUAGAGAUAUAUCUGAGCUGAAUCUCGCAAAAACUUGUAGCAUUUCAUUUCCUAAUGGCAAGGAUGACCUGAUGAACUUUGAGGUUACAAUUCGUCCAGAUGAAGGAUAUUACUCAGGAGGUACGUUUUCGUUUACUUUCCAAGUGGCGCCUAUCUAUCCACAUGAGGCACCAAAAGUCAAGUGUAAGACCAAGGUCUACCAUCCUAAUAUUGACUUGGAAGGUAAUGUCUGCCUCAACAUCCUACGAGAAGAUUGGAAACCUGUCCUCAACAUAAACACUGUCAUUUAUGGAUUGUAUCAUCUUUUCACGGAACCAAACUAUGAAGAUCCACUAAAUCAUGAUGCAGCAGCGGUGUUGAGAGACAACCCGAAGAUGUUUGAGUCUAAUGUAAAACGUGCUAUGGCUGGUGGUUAUGUGGGGCAAACGAUUUUCCCCCGGUGCAUGUAGCUUUUGUUUGGUACCACCAAAGUGCCAAUUGAGGUAUUUACCAAUGCUCGAUAUGCAAGUGGGGUUGUAAUAUUUGUUUGCAGAUUGCAUUUUCUUUGUUCAUCCUUUAAAAUGAAAGAAAAUUUAUCGACGGAGCUGGGGGCAGUAAAAUGUAUGUCACUGUAACUGUUGGUAUGCUUUGUAUGUUGACAUGAAUGUUAAUCUUCUUUUGUAAUAAGGAUUCAUCUCUCUCUGUCUC